Prorocentrum cordatum is the source of this 964-nucleotide messenger RNA. NCBI's taxonomy places the organism in Eukaryota, Dinophyceae, Prorocentrales, Prorocentraceae. The record is from the annotation of a GenBank genome assembly.
AGGACGUUGCCGUCUGGGAGGGGCGCCUGUCCAUGAUCGACCUCACGAGCUCCGAGCACGGCUCGGAGUACGCCAUGCGCUCGCUCCUCCGCCUCACCGCGCUGCCGUUCCUGCCAGAGCCGGCGUACCGGGCGUUCGUGCGCAACGUGCCCGGGGACGCCGGCUUCGACCCGUUCUCGCUGGCGGGCAGGACACCUUCUGAGUUCAUGGGCAUGCUUGAGGCGGAGAUCAAGCACGGCCGCCUCGCGAUGCUGGCCGGCGUGGGCAUGGUGGCGCCGGAGGUGCUACACAGGCCCAUCGCCGAGAUGCUGGGGCUGCCGAACCUCAUGGCGCCUGGAGGCUGCACACCCACCCCGCUCAACGGCCAGCUGGCGGACCCCACCCUUGCCGCCUCCACCGGGGCCAUCCUCGGCCUCAUAGCGAUCACCGAGAUCUCCCAGCCGCGGACGCGAGCGGAGUUGCCCGGCUACUUCGGCUUCGACCCCCUGCAGCUGUCGGAGUUGGCGGAGCAGCUCCCCAAGCUCCGCUCCGAUGCGCCUUGGGUGGCCGAGGCGGAGGUGAAGCACGGGCGGGUGGCCAUGCUGGCGGUGACCUACAUGGCCGUCCGCGAGUUUUACACGCAAUCGCCCAUCUGGACGGCACAGCUCCCGACGAUGGUGAGGCCGAUUGCCGAGGUCGUCUGACAAUUCUCCAGGGCGGAACUUUUUAUCUCCGACGCUGUAGCACGAGCAUCCCCUGCUCUCCUGUCGCUGCACACAACGUCAGAGGUGGGGAUGAACAUGCUCUUUGGUGCGCCAACCGCUUUGCUCAGAGGCGUACCGAGUGUACAGAAGAUUUCAAUGCCUCUAGUGUUAGCGCUCUCUAUUCUUUCCCUACCCCUUCUCCCUGGCGGACGUCCGACGUCAAGCUCGACCCCAGAAUCCUCGAUCCCCUCCCCGCCAGUUCACCACCCCACUCAGGAGGG